GGGAGCGACCGAGAGAACCCGCGAGACCCCGCGGAUUAUCGCCCAGCUGGGCGCCAGGGCCGCCGCGACCGCCCCUUCUCUGGGGACUUGGCAGAGGAGACCCCCCCUUCGGGAGGGGGCCAGAGGAGCAGGACUUUCGUGCUCAAAAGGUGCUGAAGAGUCCCCUGCCUGCCGAGGCCACCUGAGACCAAGUAGGGCCAUGGCCGGGCAUGGCUGUCUGGGGCUGGGGCUGUUCUUCGGGGUUGUGCUUGCUGUUCCUGUGGGCCCCCAGCCUGCUUCCUCCGUCCCAGGUCCCCCUCUCACCACUUUGACCCCACCACCUCAGAGCGAGGCCUCGAUGCUCUCUCUCAACCUGGGACUUAACUUCAAAUUUCACCUUCGGGGACCGGCUGCUGCCUGGGGGAGCCCUGUUACGGAGACCCAGCCACUCUCUCCUGGGCUGGGCCAGGAGCUGGAGGAAGAGGUGGUCAGAGGACUGAGGACCGACCCCCUUUGGGAGCUGCUGGUGGGCUCCCUCGGGAACUCCCCCCCAGAGUGGGGCUCUGCUGAAGGCAGCCCUACUACUCCCUGGGCCUCCCCGCUGCCUCUGGAGUCCACAUCUCCCCUCUCUGAGCCCAGCGACAGGCCUACUGCUCCCUUCCGGCCCAGGAUGGGCACUGUGACCUGGGAUACUGCUCUGACAGCCACAGCACCUUCAUCCAGUGCCCCCAGGCCCCACCAGACUGAGCUGGAACUGAAGUUUGACAUGGCGCUGAGAGCAGGCGCCGCCCCCACACUGGGGCACCGCACGUUGCCCCUGCUGCCCAGUCUGCGGGCCAGCCUGGCAGAGAUCGCCGGACGCCUGGGGCCCUUCGGGUUCUUUGGCACCACUCUGUCCCCACUCCGGAACUUCUCAGGUGCGAGCCCCCCAGACCCCACUACAUCCCCAAGCUCUGCCUCCAGAGUCUCGGAUUCUCCAGGGUUCUUUGGUACCACUCUGUCCCUGCCCUCAUCCUUCCCGGAGACAAAGCUCCCAGGCCCAGGCCCACUAGACCCAACUGCUUCCCUAAGCUCUGCCUCUGUUGCAACAGCAUCACUAGACGCCACCGUCCCCUCUUCUGGCCCAGAUGACCCCUCUCCUGCCAGCCUCGGGAACCCUUCUGUGCAGCCAGAAUGUGGGCCAGGGUCCUGCAGCGCCGGAGAAUUGCCUGAACACAAGGGACAGCCUCCUGCGGCCCCGCUGCCCCUCUUUUUCCUCACCUUGGAGGCCGACUGGGCAGAGGCCAGGGCUCGCUGGGGGUUGGCCUGGGAGGCCCAUGUGUACGGGGUAGGCGCCCUCUUCGGUCUGGUGGCCUUGCUGGCGCUGCUGGCUCUGGCCCUCUUGCCCUGGCGCUGCCCGCCUGGCGCCCCCUGCCUGGCGCUGCUGGACGUGCUUCUGCUCUCCGCCGGGACCACGCGGGCUUUUCCGCUUUUCUACGACGCCUAUGGGCAUCGCGACCGGCUGCCGGCGCUCGCCUGGCUGCUACUGCAGGACCUUCCGCUGCCCUGCCUGGCAGCCGGCCUGGGCCUGGCCUGCCUGCUGCUGGCCCGGCCUCGCCCGCCACGGUGUCCCGCAGGCCUGGCCGCGCUGCUGCUCCUGGGUCUGGCGCUGGCGGCCGCCGCUGCCCUCGGGAGCGCCGCCCACCGCCGGCUGAGGCCUUUGCGGCUUGCCUCCCGCGGGCUGCACGCCUUCCUCGCUGCCCUCCUGUCCGGGCUCCUCCUGGCGCUCUCCUGCUGGAGGGGUCGGCGGCGACGAGCCGGAGCGCCCCUGGGAGGGUCUGGCUUCAAGGGGGCCACCCCACUCCCGCAGGCGCGCAGCCCCUUCGCCCCGCGCGAUUCCUGGCGGCGCGCAGCGCGCACGGCCCCGGUGGCUGGAACCUUCGGGCUCCUGAGCGGAGCCUUGCAGGGCUACGAGGUGCUGCACGCCCUGGGUUACGGCGGCCAGCCUGGCCUGGAGGGGCCCUGGCCCUGGUGGGCCUUCCAACUAGGCCUGCGUCUGGGCGAGGUGGGCGUCGCGCUCCCGUUGGCUCUGCUGGGCCUCUACCCUGCGCUCUGCAGCCGCCGCGUCCCGCCGCGCUGCUGGGCCAAACUCUUCCGCUUGUCUCCGGGCCACGCGGCUCCGCUGCUGCCUGGACGCUGGGUCACCGGGCCCCCAGACAAGGAGCCUCUGGGUAGCGCCAUCGCGCGGGGCGACGCAGAGCUGCUGCAGCUGUGCGCCUUGGCAGGGCCUGGCCCCGACCUCCUUCUCCAGGGUGGCGCCUGCCGGGGCCUCGACGAGGCAGCGGCCAAUCCUGCUCCUUCCCCGGCCUCCUCCCCCUGCAGCGACUACACAGUGGACUUCCGCCCGCCCUCCCCAAUCAAUCUGAGGCGCAGCAUCGAGGAGGCCCUGUGCAGCGAGGCCUUGCUCACGCCGGGCCUCUUUCAGGGCCCUGCUUUCAAAGAAGCCCUGCCUGGGCUCAGCCUCUACGGCACCGCCUCGCUGGGGGCAAAGACCGAGGCUGUGCUCAGUGGGAAGUCGGAGGAGGCCCCCAACACCCUCGCGCCCCUGGAGCUUCCCUCUCCCGGGGCCUGGCCCGCGGGCAGUAGCGCAUCAUCCAGCUCCCUCUGCGGACUCUCCCGGGACAGCUCGUCCAUGCUGCUAUGCUCCAGCCCAGACAGGCCCCCGCGCUGUCCGCUGGUCUGCGUCCUCAGUCCCCCGCGGCCCUCAGGAAGUAGCCCUAGCCUCCCAGCCUCAGGAUCCUACCAGGCCCUGUCCCCACCCUCUCGCGACUCCCCAGAGCCUGCCUCUGAGCUGCAGGGCGAAGAGGCCUCGCUGCAGGAGCAAUUCCUGGACGCCUGCCGACAGAUCGACGAGCUGAGCACGGGCAGCGACACCAUAGACCUGUGAGGAGGAAGCCCCUCCGCGCCUGCUCCUCUGAGACCUGCACACUGUAACCCUUCCCCGGUCUUGCCUGGUUCAGAUACCUCUCCCUGUCUCCUUCCGGGUCCGGGGGCUCCUGGGUGGGUGUUUUAGCAGCCAGGCUCUGUUGAUUGGGAAUUAGUGCCACCUUCUCUGGAGCCCUGGGUGCUGAUGCCCUCAGCUACAGUUCUAGGCUGGCAGGGGUCCCUCUUUCCUUGGCAUUCACCAGCAAUAAAGCUCCAAGGUGCUCCACUCCUGACCACCACUCCCCACUCUGGUGCUGAGUGAGAGGAGCUAUCCUCAGAAGACCUCGAGAUGGCCCUCAGUCCCCAUACCCACCUCUGCCGUGCCCAGGAAUCCCAUCCCUGAGGGAGUGAGACUUCCUGUUCUCCACAUGACCCUUCCCGACAGAAGGGUCCAUGGCAGAUCUAGGAGACA
Molecule: messenger RNA, 3355 nt
Organism: Phyllostomus hastatus (greater spear-nosed bat)
Lineage: Eukaryota; Metazoa; Chordata; Mammalia; Chiroptera; Phyllostomidae
Gene: PRRT4
Product: proline rich transmembrane protein 4
Exons: 5
Coding region: 200-2905 (901 amino acids)
Source: RefSeq, a predicted model, not a curated record